AUGGGGGCAGUUCUAUUCAAACUGUCCUCCAACAUAACCCAGAAUCCAUUGAAGACCUUUAACGUUAGUCGUAUCGCUCCUCUGCCUGACCUCCUUGAGUGGUUCUGCAGUCUGAGUCACUCGGCGCCGGUGGACGCAGCAAAAACCACGGAGAUGAAUGCCUUCUUGUGCCUCAUCCUGGGACUGUUGGCUACUGCCACCCUGUGCCAAGGUGGAUGCUUUAAGAUUCUACGUGAUUCAUCGGCUAGCAAAUUCAUCCGAGGAUGCAAGACUAAAGAUGGUGUCCUACACCGCCUUGGUUCCAAAUGGAAUGAUAAGGACUGCAACAAAUGUACCUGUAACAAAUUGGCAAUAACAUGCUGUGCCCAAAUUUCCCAAUAUUUUGGGCUCCCUGAAUCCUGUAAAGUUGUCGUGAACAAAGACUGCACUCACAAGCUGGUGAAUAGGAGCGGCCCUGACAGCGUCUGUGUCCCAAAGGGUGCUGUGCUUUAAGGCGCUGCUCUUUUUAAAGGAACACUUCCAGCCAAGAUUGUUUCCACUAUGAUAAUUAAAAUGGAUUUGUCAGGAUUUAUGUGUUACUACUGAGUCAGUCCCUCAACAAAUUAACUGUGUUUUUUAAUUGUUCUUGGCGAUAUUCUCUUAAAAUAAAGGCAUUAUCUUCUGC
Molecule: messenger RNA, 664 nt
Organism: Polypterus senegalus (gray bichir)
Lineage: Eukaryota; Metazoa; Chordata; Cladistia; Polypteriformes; Polypteridae
Product: beta-microseminoprotein-like
Exons: 5
Coding region: 1-492 (163 amino acids)
Source: RefSeq, a predicted model, not a curated record